Molecule: messenger RNA, 1589 nt
Organism: Suricata suricatta (meerkat)
Lineage: Eukaryota; Metazoa; Chordata; Mammalia; Carnivora; Herpestidae
Gene: EIF1AD
Product: eukaryotic translation initiation factor 1A domain containing
Exons: 6
Coding region: 920-1420 (166 amino acids)
Biological process (GO): translational initiation
Cellular component (GO): nucleus
Molecular function (GO): RNA binding; translation initiation factor activity
Source: RefSeq, a predicted model, not a curated record
CCCGCCCUCUCCCCGCACGGCGGCCAGGCUCUCUCCGAGGGCGCAUCCUCUAGGCCGCAACAGCGCUCAGGCCCCUCUCCACCUCUCCUCCCCGCGCCUCCUCCCGCCUCCAGCUCCGGCCCUGCUCCGCAGCUCGCGCUCACCGGCAGCUCCGGCUCCCGUAACGGCUCCUCCCGCCACCCGGCUGCUCCGAGCGAUACCUCAACCCACUAGAACUUUCUUCCACUUCCGCUUCCGGGUCGCCUCAAGAGCCGCUUUGAAAAAAUUUCCGAACUGGGCACUUCUAGCCGCCUAGAGGCAUAGAGAUGAGGUCGUCUCGACUUCAACGGCGCCUUUAGUAGGCUGGGCUUUCGAGUUGCCUCUCGGGAAGCUAGGCGGCCUUGUGUGGUCUCGCUUCUCGGGCAGUGGGUCCGGUCUCAGGGAAGCCGACGCCUCGGGGAAAACUGCAGUCCCCGCUGCACGGCAUCCGGAACUUAAAAGCAGCCUUGGCCGGCCUGGCGGUGGGAAGAGUUAGAGCGACGGACGAGGCGGGGCAAGGUAGCCAGUAGGCUUCCGGGGUGGCGCCGGAAGUACGGUGCUCGGAAGAAUCCGACCGAGGAGGGCUCACGCUGUCUUCGUCGUCGCCAGGCUUGGAGGAGUCGGGUCGGAGUGCAGGUGCGGGAGACCUGAGUGUCCACGCCAUCGUCGUGACCGCCGGCAGGACCCUCCUUUUCUGUGCCUUCGUUGGCUUCGCUGCGAAGUGAAUCGUCGGCGCGCUGCUCUUAGCGCCCUGGAGAACGAGGUCGUUCGGGCAGCGCCCGUGGGAGACGAAGGCCUCACAGUAAGGAACAGUCCUGGGUUCUGAACUUGCCAUCCAAGAAACUCAGGAGGAGGAGUUGACAGUCUCCCUAUCCCUCACCCUGCUGAGACCGGACUCAGCAUGUCUCAAGCCACCAAGAGGAAGCACGUGGUGAAGGAGGUGCUGGGGGAGCAUAUGGUGCCCUCCGACCAGCAGCAGAUCGUGAGGGUACUCAGGACCCCAGGGAACAAUCUGCAUGAGGUGGAGACAGCCCAGGGGCAGCGCUUCCUGGUGAGCAUGCCCUCCAAAUACCGGAAGAACAUCUGGAUCAAGAGAGGUGACUUCCUCAUUGUUGACCCUAUUGAAGAGGGAGAAAAAGUGAAGGCUGAGAUCUCCUUUGUGCUCUGCAAGGAUCAUGUGCGCUCUCUGCAGAAGGAGGGGCUCUGGCCUGAGGCCUUCUCAGAAGUGGCUGAGAAGCACCACAACAGCAGGAACAGACAGACUCAGCCAGAACUCCCAGUGGAGCCACAGUCAUCAGGGGAAGAGUCCAGCUCUGAAGACGAUUCCGACCUCUUCGUCAACACCAACCGCAGACAGUAUCUGGAGAGCGAGGAGGAGAGCGAAGAGGAGGAGACAGCCUGAGGCCCUUGCCCCAUUUCUCCUCCCGCCCAGGGACUAGUGCUCGUCCGCGCUCAGACGUCCCCGGGUGCUCUGCAGGUCUUCCCGCUCUGGACGGGGGACAAGACAGGGCCUCUCUCUGAACUGACCUUGCGCUCGAGGAGAAUUAAACCCCUGGUGGGUGCCGACCAGU